Miscanthus lutarioriparius is the source of this 369-nucleotide messenger RNA. The record is from the annotation of a GenBank genome assembly. Lineage: Eukaryota; Viridiplantae; Streptophyta; Magnoliopsida; Poales; Poaceae.
AUGGAGGACAAGAGGACAAAGGAGAACACUGCACGAGUCAAAGAGCUUUGUGUGACCUCAAGGAAGGCUAAGCUUGUUUAUAGUAAGGUAGAGGAUCUCAAUGUUGAGGAGCUCAGUGAGCUUCUGCUUGACCUCUCACGGGUCCAGCGAGAGAUUAACGAUCGACUUCCUCCACAGCAACCUAGCAACCAGCUAGAGAACCCGAGCUUCACCCAGCAGCACAGCCUGAAAACCAUGCAAGCAUCGGAGACUUCACUGCCACUCACCCAUUUCCCAUUCAUCAAUGGCCUUCACCUAUUCAAUCUGAUGGGCCAUAUUUUGAUGCUUGUAUGGACUGAAUCUUUGCUUGGGAGACCAUGGAGAUACUAG